GCAACGAGAAGGCGUGUGAUCGCUCGCCGCCGUAAAUAUGGGAUCGUUGGACAGCUAGCGUACCUAGUUUGUUCACGGUCUCUUGGCAUCUGCCCUGCCGCGCCUAGGAUGAGCGUCGGGUGUCAUCAGUCGCCGUACUGUGGAGGCGGCAGGGGCUGGCUGUCACCGCGGUGCCGGACUAGCGGGGGCUUCAGGGAGUACGACACAGGUCGGGGUAGGGCGUCCCUCACGGAUGACGUGCUCGCUGCAAUCUUCACACGGCUCCCCAACGCGGCCGAUGUAGUCCGAUGCGCCGCCACAUGCAGGCGCUGGGCCAGCGUGGUGGCCAAGGAGGCCGACGCUCUGUCACGAGCCCUUCCGCCUCUCCCUGGCCUGGCCCUCGGCCUCUUCCACCAGGAUCGACAGGACACGGCCGGCGCCGCGACGACGAACACGCGCAAGCGGAAACGCCGCUCCACCGGCUUGGAGUGCUCGGCGCCGCCGUGCUUCGUCCCGACGGCGUCCGGCGCUCGGCUGCUCGGCUUCAACCUCCCCUCCACCACUGCGCUGCGAUCCGGUGGCCAGCAUGGGCAUGGCGUCUUGGAUCUCUCGCACUCUCGUCCAAUCGCGUCACGCAACGGACGCCUCGUCCUCGAGCUCCAGAGUGAGGGCCACGUCGACAGAAGCCUCAGGCUGUGCGUCUGCAACCCCAUGAUGGGGGACGUGGCUGUGCUGCCUACUCUGCUCGGCAAUGACAGGCCCAAGAUCUACGCAUGCACAUUGCUCACCGGUGCCGACCUCGACCUCGACCGACCCCGGCAUGCAUCCUCUGACUUCUUCCGCGUGCUCAUCAUCUACAACCGCGACAGGUUCACCGCGUUCCGUUCCUACUCAUCAGACACCUGCAGCUGGAGCAUGGAGACCAAGAAAACGUCAGGCCCCAAGCUCACGAACUGGGACCUUGGCAAGCUAGGCCAGGGCAUCGUGCUCCACGGCGUCGCCUACUGGCCGCUGAAAAGAACGGCACUAGCAGUACGUUUUGACACGCCGGCGCCGGCGCAGGUGCGCAUGCCGCCGGACGGCGUUCCCAACCCGCUCCAGCAGCUCCGUCUGCUCAGCGUCACGCCCGAUGGGAAGCUGUGCCUUCUGGACGCAGGGAAUGGUGCAGGAUAUGCCAGUUUUGUGCGGACGGUUUUCGAGGCAAGCACCGGAGAAUGGGUGAGGGAAUGUUCCGUCACGUCGACACGGCUCAAGGUAAAAUCUGCGGCCGACAUCAACCUGCGUUGGUUCUGCGAGAAUAGUGGCAUCCUCUUGUUCACGCUCGGCAGAGGCAGCAGUAAUCCUGGAACCUUUGCAAUGAGCCUAGCAACAAAGGAAGUUGAGAAGUUACAUGAUAGUGUGGACUGCAGUUCAUGGAGAAACUUCGUGGGAUAUGAGAUGGAUGGGGUAACUUACCUCAAGUCCAUAGCAUGACACAGAUCAUUAUCCCCUUUCGUGUAAGGCGUGUAAUGCUUUUGUAAUUGUCAAAAAUAGUUUCGCAAUUCGCAGCAACAUCAGAGCAUAUAGAGCGCGCGUUUUGGCUUU
This is a messenger RNA of Oryza sativa Japonica Group (Japanese rice), 1563 nucleotides long. RefSeq lists its product as uncharacterized. Gene Ontology annotation, molecular function: protein binding. The record is from RefSeq and is a predicted model, not a curated record. NCBI's taxonomy places the organism in Eukaryota, Viridiplantae, Streptophyta, Magnoliopsida, Poales, Poaceae.